This is a messenger RNA of Ceratina calcarata, 1587 nucleotides long. RefSeq names its product tRNA splicing endonuclease subunit 2 (gene Tsen2). The record is from RefSeq and is a predicted model, not a curated record. NCBI's taxonomy places the organism in Eukaryota, Metazoa, Arthropoda, Insecta, Hymenoptera, Apidae. Gene Ontology annotation, cellular component: cytoplasm; tRNA-intron endonuclease complex. The transcript is spliced from 5 exons. Gene Ontology annotation, molecular function: tRNA-intron lyase activity; nucleic acid binding. Gene Ontology annotation, biological process: tRNA splicing, via endonucleolytic cleavage and ligation; tRNA-type intron splice site recognition and cleavage. Bases 154 to 1458 code for a protein of 434 amino acids.
UUCAAAUAUCAUAGGCGGUUAUUACUUAGUUAUGCUGCCGUACCGCGUAAGGAGUUCCGCACUUCCGCGUUAAUUGAAUAACACCCAAUAAUUCUGCACGAUUCGUUAUUUGAAACUUGGAGGAAUUGCAAAUAUAACAAAUAUAAUUACAAAAUGGAAUUACGUGAACCAAAGAAGAAACGACAUGUAAGAUUAGGAAACCAAAUGCCAUUACCAAUUGGAUUGGGUAAGAAGGAAUGGCCUGUUUAUGAGGCUUAUCUUACGCCCAUGGGAUGUUCUGUAUUACAGCAACAGGAUAUGAUUGAAUUGAAUUCUAUGGGCUGUUUUGGGAAAGGAUCCCUAUCACGUGGUUUUCCAUCAUUUGGCAAAGCACGUUAUGGUGCACCUCCCAUUAUAAGAAACAGGCAAUGGAUCUGCAGACAAGAAUGGCUAAGACAGUUUAAUGAACUUAGCAUGAAAUCAGUAGAUUCAGAAGAGGGUAUCUGUGAAUUAUCCCAAUCUGAAAUUGAUAAAGAUAUCAAUUGUCUAGAUGAUCCUACAAAAGAAAGUGCAUCACCACCGAACAUAAUUGAAGUAGAAACAAAUUCUGCUACAUUAAAGAAGUGUGACAAGCAGAAAGAAAUUAAUAAAGAGGUAGAAAUUGACAAAGAAAUAGAAAUAGUGACGGCAAAUGUUAAUUCCACUAAAGAGAAUAAUAUAGAGAUCAUAGAAGUUGAUGAGUGCAAGACUGAUGAGAGUGAGGAGAAACCUGUUGAAAAUCAAGAUUUUACUUUCACGGAAGAUGAUAUAUGUUUUGGAAAUAGUAAUACAAGUAUUGAAAAUAAAUUGCUUGUCUUACCAGAUAGUGAUUCGGAAACUGAAAAUUACUUCAAAGAAAUAAAACCAAAGAUUGAAUAUGAAACUUGUCCAGUCUUGGAAGCUCUUAAUCUUACAUUUGAAGAGACAUUUUUUCUUCUCUUUGGUUUGGGAUGUUUAAAUUUAUAUGACUACAGCGGUGAAACACUAAGCAUUGAUGCUGCUUGGUACCAUUUUCGUAAGAUGGACCAAAAUUUUGUACAAAAGUAUGUCGUGUACCACUAUUUUCGAAGCAAAGGAUGGGUAGUAAAGCCUGGACUUAAGUACGGUGGCGAUUUCUUACUGUAUAAACAAGGACCAUCGUUUUAUCAUGCAUCCUAUAUUGUACUGAUAGACGUGCUAGAUGCUGAUACGUUAAUUAGAGAUGAAACUAAAUGCACACCCAGAACAUGGAACGAUUUAUUAGGAUUAGAAAGAUUAUCAGAAACUGCAGCCAAGGAAAUAUUAUUUGCACAAGUUCUGUGGCCAUCCUCAGCAUCGCAAUCAUUUGAUCUCAUGCCUGUGGAUGUAAUAUUUGAGUUUUCUGUAAAAGAAUUGUUAUGGAGAAGGGUAAAUCCAAAACAUAAUAAAGAUAUAGAGGAAGAUGACGAUGAUUCUUCUUAAGCUUUUAUUGCUGCAUUCCUUUUAUCAUAUAUAUUUAGAUAGAACAAUCCAUUACUUCAUUAAACUCAAUAUAACGCUACUGUAACUUAUGUACAUUGUUAAUAAUUUGUAAUAAAUUAUUUUUAAGUA